AUGUUUUCGCUGCGGGAAAAAAGCAGAGACACGCUACCGCUCGAGUCGACGGCUGUGGACGCCGCGGCUUCGCUCAUCUCAACCGUUCCCCAAGACUGGAGCUUUGUGAAGGAGUACAACUACCCAGGGGUUCCUCCGGUAAAAACAUAUCGUCGAGAAAUCGCGGGCGAACCGUGGUUUGUUCGUGUGAGCGAACACAAGGACCCCAAUGACCGGCCCUACGAUUUGUUUGAAAAAUUCCGCCAGGGUCUGCUUCUAAACCACACCUCCAAUGAGGUCCAAUAUAUCCCCAUGUUGCAGGGGUUUGAGCAAGUGGGCCACUGCCGAGAGUACGAGAACCUGGUUGUUCACUACAAGUUUCCCAUUGGAUUGGCCAACCGCAAAAUGGCCGUCUGGUUGCUUGCCACCAGUCUGCCCGACGAGUUUUACAUCAUCCAGUUUCCAGCUGACAAUGUUGUGGAGGGGUUCAAGGCGGUAUACAUGUCUGUGGAAAAUGUGCGGCUGGAGGGAGACACGGUGAGAUGGACCAUGGCCCAGACGUCGGACGCAAGGGGUUUUUUACCCAGAUGGAUUCAGAACCAGAGCAUUGCUUCAGCUAUUGCUCAGGACGUGCAACACUUUGUUGAUUGGGUGAAGGGGAAAGAGGAGGAGGAGUUGCUGUUGGAGGGUUAA
Molecule: messenger RNA, 672 nt
Organism: Yarrowia lipolytica CLIB122
Lineage: Eukaryota; Fungi; Ascomycota; Dipodascomycetes; Dipodascales
Source: RefSeq, a predicted model, not a curated record